UGCCGUUCUUGCCUCUCUGGCCUGCGUCUCCUGAGCCGAGUAGAUAUCCCAGAGUUCCGCGCGACGCCAGCCCUUCCGCCACGGCCGCCUCUGGAGAGCAGCAGCCAUGGCUCUACGCUACCCUAUGGCCGUGGGCCUCAACAAGGGCCACAAAGUGACCAAGAACGUGAGCAAGCCCAGGCACAGCCGCCGCCGCGGGCGUCUGACCAAACACACCAAGUUCGUGCGGGACAUGAUUCGGGAGGUGUGUGGCUUUGCCCCGUACGAGCGGCGCGCCAUGGAGUUACUGAAGGUCUCCAAGGACAAACGGGCCCUCAAGUUUAUCAAGAAAAGGGUGGGGACGCACAUCCGCGCCAAGAGGAAGCGGGAGGAGCUGAGCAACGUAUUGGCCGCCAUGAGGAAAGCUGCUGCCAAGAAAGACUGAGCCCCUCCCCCGCCCUCCCUGAAAUAAAGAACAGCUUGACAGAA
This is a messenger RNA of Nomascus leucogenys (northern white-cheeked gibbon), 468 nucleotides long. It is a transcript of the gene RPL36, whose product is annotated as ribosomal protein L36. Gene Ontology annotation, molecular function: structural constituent of ribosome. Gene Ontology annotation, biological process: cytoplasmic translation. Gene Ontology annotation, cellular component: cytosolic large ribosomal subunit; ribosome. The record is from RefSeq and is a predicted model, not a curated record. Lineage: Eukaryota; Metazoa; Chordata; Mammalia; Primates; Hylobatidae.